AUGUCCAACUCUGGAUGGAACGACUAUAAUACAACUUCAUCUGGUUUCUCGUAUGAGCGGGAUGGUACGGACUUCACUCAGACGCUGAAUGCAGCGCCGCCCCUCGACGACACUGACGUACCUGUCAUGCCGAGCGGAUAUCCUCGAUUCUCGCUCAGUCUCGGACACUUUCCCUCUUCCGAGGGCCUUGAGGGAUCUGCUAUCCCGGACGGAUCUGCGCAAUUCUCGCUCAACCUCGCCCCGUUUCCAAGUACUCGCCCGCCUGCUGAUGCCUUCCCUUCAACGUUGCCUACCUCGAACAUGCCAGUGGGAGAGCAAUUCGCUCUGCCUUUCGAACCAUUCCCAGCCGAUACGCGGCCUGAACAGGAAAUCCAGCAGUACCGGUACUUCGGACCCGGCGACAAUUUUGCCUUCCCACAGUCCAUCCCAGCAGAUACUGAUACAUCGCUAUCACCGGGAUUCUUCGCACUGACCGAUACCAAUCCCCACCCCCUGCAUGGACCUGUGCAGUACCAGAUGGGACACCGCGUACCCGACGAAGAAUCACUCGGCCUUCCCAUGGACCAUAAUCGGCUGUGGAUGCCGUCGCAGUACUGGAGAUCUCCUCUGGCGGCCGGCUCGCAACUCUCCGACCGCUCUCCGCUUUCAACACAUGCAGCGCCGUCAGAAUUGACCGAGGAUUCAGCUACCCCAAUGAAACUCCCAAUAGCCCCGUCCCGAAAUCGCCGCAAGUCCUCCGCUAGGACCACGCCGACAAUCACGCCAAAGACGAAACUGGCGCAAAACAAAGAAAGCCGGCAUAGGACGCAAGAGCGACGCGAACGCCUGGAGACGGAGCGCGAGAUUCAAGUGACAAAGUUUCGAGCCCAAGUCAAGCAACAUCAGACCUGGAAAGAUCCUCUCGACUGGCUUGCGCCUGAUCUGGAGGCGGGCUGUUGCUUGACCUUGCGCCCGAAUAGUGUCGGGGAGAAGGAGUCAAGGAAGCGAACAUGGGAUACGAUCGAACCAGCCCAAAUUCUCAAGGUAUACGAUGGAGUUCAAUACGCCACAAUGGCUGAUCGCCCAACAGACACCACCAGCGUAUUGGGCACUGGCGCCCCCUAUACAACUCGCAACGUGGACGAGAGCCUUCCUGAUUGGGCGAAGCACCUGUGGACGGAAAAUCACGUAUGGGCGAAUCCCGCGCUGGAUAAACGCGACAAGUCUUCCGGACGACCCCGGAAGGAUGUGUCGCACCUCACCGCCGCUGAACAAGCCAAAGUGGAAAAGCGGCGCGCCGAUAAUCGUGGCGUCUACGCCAGGGAUGCAGAGAAGCGCAGGAUGGAGGCCACUGAAGCUGAAGAAUGGCGCCAGAAAGCGGUUUCCUGCCAACCUUGGCACGGCACAUGGUUCGAGCCGUUGAGGACCGGUCUCUUGAUGCCAUGGGCCUCCGGCAAGUCGGUCGAAGUGCGGUCGCGUGCAUCGGAUCCCGGGACCGGAUCGACUGGCCGCCUGUUGCCUCGUGAUCUGGAGGUUAACAUCGACGGCGCAGGCUGGCAACGCUUUGAUCAGACAGGAAGGGGUGGUGGCUAUGGGACAGAACCAGGGGCAAUAGGGGCGCAAGUCCCGUUUGGUUUCAGCAUGCCCGACACGGCUCAAGUCGACCCGACGUUGGGCUACCGUGAUCCAUAG
Dioszegia hungarica is the source of this 1671-nucleotide messenger RNA. RefSeq lists its product as uncharacterized. The transcript has a single exon. The coding region runs from base 1 to 1671 and encodes 556 amino acids. Lineage: Eukaryota; Fungi; Basidiomycota; Tremellomycetes; Tremellales; Bulleribasidiaceae. The record is from RefSeq and is a predicted model, not a curated record.